AUGGUCAGAAGGAUCUUUGGCUUAAACAAGAAGUUACUCAAAAAAACUGGUGAAGAUAAAUCAGAGUCAAAUGUAGAUCAGAAAACUGGAAGCCCUAAAUCUGUGACGGAACCUGAUGCUAGCCCGAAUGAGAAUGAUCCCCAGAGGCCUGCAUCUGCGUAUGAUGCCUCAUCAUCAAGGGCGACGUCCUCUUUUGGUACGUCGUCCAUCUUCUCCAGAAGUAGAUAUACUAGUGGCACUGGAUCUUCAUCUGCCGCCAGUGAUUUCACAUAUGGUAAGAAAAAGCAUAGCAACCUUUCAGGUGCUCCAUUCGAAGACGUGGGAAAGCCGCUAAGGAUUGUAGACCAUGAGAAGUUUAGUUUAUUGAAUCCAGUUCUUGAAGAAGAUGCUCCAAACGAGUCAACCAUACCAAAAGACGGUGAAAGUGCGCAGGCCCCAACAGCAACUAAUACCUUGUCAAGGACUAGAAUAUCACGAUCUUUGGAUCAGGUAGAGAACGAACUAAAUAUUCUGGAAGAUAGGCUUGUCGGACUGAUGGAUGAUAUCAACCAGAAUGUUACUAGUAUAUCAAAGGCAGUGAUGCAAGCUAUUGAAUUCUUCAAACAAUUUUUACCAAGUUCAAGCGUCAAGGGCUCCUCGAGAGUUACUUUCGAGAGAUAUGCGUCACUUAGAAACAUAAGCAAAAUUUUCUUACACUUUAUGGAUAACCUGCUUAUAUCAGAAGCCUUUGGUAACUCACGCUCCAUAUUAAUGAGGAGAUAUCUGCACUUUUUGAAGCGGCUAAACAUAAACGUGCUGGAAGAUUCAGAGUCCGAGUCACAAACACUUCCGUGUUUGUCAAACUUUUGCCUUGAUGCUGAUUGCAAUCUCCCAAACCGAACAAGUAUCAACAGAAUUAUUGAUGAAAUAGUCAGUUCGGAUUCCUCUUUGAUUUCCGACUGUGAUGGUGCCUUCAUAGCUCCUGUUUUAAGAGGCUUAAGCCGAAAGUCUUCUCUAUUAACGGUCAUGUUUGGCGUGCCUAGCCCUCAACAGGAACACUAUGACAUAGUGAAGGCUUUGUACUCUAUGUUUCCUGACGUUCACUUCUUCUGUAUCAAAGAUUCUAUCAAGCCUUGUGCGGAAGUAUUGGGACCAAGACCAAUGGCAGCCAAUACGCUCCCGACUCCUUCUGCCGGAUCUUUCCAAUUCACUCCGCCAUACAGACUUGCUCCAGAUGCACUUAGUCCGCCAAUGUCAAUGUCUUUAUCUUCGGAUCUCAGCUCUAAAAUGACUGGCACUUUAGGAGGAUAUCUGUUCCCACAGAUAGAAAAAGGCUCAAAACUAUCUCAUUUCUCAGGUGCCUCUUUUGCCAUUACUUGUUCGCAUGUCGUCCUGUCAGAAUCACAGGAUUAUCCAUUUGUAUCUAUACCUUCGAAAGUGUUGCAAACGACAUAUAAGAAUACGCUAGUAGAAGAAUCACAUAGGUAUGCAAAGGACUCACCAGAAGAGAAAGCUUUUAUGGAUGAAAGUCUUAGGAUUGAAGAAAACAUGAAGUGGCAAGAUGAGAAUAAAUUUGGUCAAGUCGUUUGGGGAGAAAGGUCGAUAGUCAAUCAAAAGCUCUCAGACUUCGCAAUCAUUAAAGUAGGAUCGCAAUACAAAUGCGAGAACUGCUUGGGAGUUGGUCUGACCGGUGUGCCGGAUCCCACCCUUCGUUUCCAGAACAUGUAUGUCAAGGAGAAAGUUCUCAACUUGAAGCAUGGUAUGCGAGUAUUCAAGAUCGGUGCAGCCACAAAUUACACUUCAGGAACUGUGAGUACGGCAAGACUUGUCUAUUGGGCCGACGGGAAGCUACAGAGUAGCGAAUUCGUUGUGUCAUCUCCAUUGCCAUUAUUCGCUAGCGCAGGAGACUCAGGUUCAUGGAUUCUGACGAAACUUGAGAAUAAAGUCGGACUUGGUGUAGUGGGUAUGUUGCACUCGUAUGACGGAGAACACAGGCAGUUUGGACUAUUCACUCCUAUAGGAGAUAUCCUGGAACGCCUGCAAAGUGUCACAGGUGUGAUGUGGGACAUAGAUUGUCCGCUCGAUGACUAG
This is a messenger RNA of Torulaspora delbrueckii, 2070 nucleotides long. RefSeq names its product Ssy5p (gene SSY5). The record is from RefSeq and is a predicted model, not a curated record. NCBI's taxonomy places the organism in Eukaryota, Fungi, Ascomycota, Saccharomycetes, Saccharomycetales, Saccharomycetaceae. The transcript has a single exon. Bases 1 to 2070 code for a protein of 689 amino acids.